AUCAUUUUUCUGCCUUUUUUUUUUUAACUUUUUUUUAAACUUUUUUGUAAAAGCGCUCCGCGGCUCCACAUGGCGCUGAUGUGCAGACAGUUGUGCAGCGGCGCAGCCACAACUGCGGGCUGGGUCGGUGUCAUCGUGGCCACGGUCACCAACGACUGGGUCAGAACCUGCGACUACACGGUGGCGACGUGCGUGCGCAUGGACGAGCUGGGCUCCCGUGGUCUGUGGGCUGAGUGCGUCAUCUCCCCGUCACUGUCCCACUGUGUGGCGCUAAACCAAAUUCUGUCCCUGCCGGCCUACGUCCAGACGGCUCGUGCACUGAUGAUCUGUGCCUGUCUCCUGGGACUCCCUGCCAUCAUGCUGGUCCUGAUGUCCAUGUACUGCAUCAGGCUGCCCAAUGACACGUCAGCCGUGAAAAUGAAGCGGGCCAGAGUGGGCGGAGUUCUUUUUAUUCUAAUGUCCGUGUGUGGCAUCAUCGCCACCGUGUGGUUUCCCAUCGGCUCCUACCAGAAUGAGGGUCUGAUGUCAUUUGGGUAUUCGCUCUACGCCGGCUGGAUUGGUUCCGGCCUCUGCCUCGUCGGUGGGAUCAUGAUCUUGUGUUGCUCCAGCCCUGACUCCUGGAUGCCGAGCCGUGAGAACAGUUUCUACUACUCCAGAAAUCGAGGAACAGCUACACCACUGGACCCGCCCGCCAACCACCCCAAGAGUGCCAGGGUGUGAGAUGUGGACUCUUAACUAUCGCUUUAAAAUUCACGCGGCGAGGGCGUUUAUUAUCCCUGUAAAAUAAAAACCUGAGUGCAAAAUGUCCUGCCAAGAUAUCAGACUGUCAUAUUUGUAGGCCUUAGAUACUGCAUAUUUCCAUAUUUGACAAAAGCUAACCAAUAUUAGCUCACGUAUAGCCAAAGACUAGCUCAGUAAUGGCUUUCAGUUAGUCAUAAAUGACUGUUAGCUACUCAUAUAACAGUCUAUUAGAAGUCAAAUGUUCUGAAUGUUUCUAACCAAUAUUCAAAAAGAGCCACGUUUGAAUUUGAGAAUUAAUACAAUUAAAUGAAAUUAUUAAAAAUAAUUCACAUUCAGCUAAAGUUUGAAACAAGUCCAACAAGUGCAAAAAAAAAAAAAAAGCUUAAUUUAGUCACGCUUAAACUAACCCUGGGUAUUACUUAUAUGGCAACAUUAGUAGAAUUGUAUUAAAUAGUCAGAAGCUGAAAGUUACAUCUGUUCAUAACAAAAGAGUGAUUGUGAAUUUUCUAUUCCAUAAUGUGUUGUUUCAAGGAUUCACUGGUUUUCUUAACAAUGUGUUUUUACCUUUUAUAGUCCAAGGUAUUUUUUCAACUUUUUACAGAUACUGUUGUUAAUAUUUUAUCAACUUUCUUCUAUACUUUAAUGUAAUCACAUUUCUUUUUUAGACACAGCAUAAUAUCAACUAUGUAAUCACUGUGUAUUCACUCUGCAGUUCUUUGUUUGUUGUCAGAAUUAAUUAAAAAAAGGUUUCUUUUCACUUCAUUUAUUCCUCUAACGCCAACAACUCGAACCUUCAACGUCGUCAUCUGUUGUCGCAGACAGGACAGCGAGACAGUGUUAAAGCAACAUCAAAGUAAUAAAUAUCAUUCACAUUAAGAGACACCUUAUAAAACAAAUCAUCUUUUCAUCAAGUAUGGCCAAAAAAAAAAA
Cynoglossus semilaevis (tongue sole) is the source of this 1671-nucleotide messenger RNA. It is a transcript of the gene cldn11b, whose product is annotated as claudin 11b. The coding region runs from base 70 to 720 and encodes 216 amino acids. NCBI's taxonomy places the organism in Eukaryota, Metazoa, Chordata, Actinopteri, Pleuronectiformes, Cynoglossidae. The record is from RefSeq and is a predicted model, not a curated record. Gene Ontology annotation, molecular function: structural molecule activity. The transcript has 3 exons. Gene Ontology annotation, cellular component: bicellular tight junction; membrane.